Calliphora vicina (urban bluebottle blowfly) is the source of this 6371-nucleotide messenger RNA. RefSeq names its product low-density lipoprotein receptor-related protein 6 (gene arr). The transcript has 6 exons. Gene Ontology annotation, biological process: canonical Wnt signaling pathway. The record is from RefSeq and is a predicted model, not a curated record. The coding region runs from base 71 to 5644 and encodes 1857 amino acids. Lineage: Eukaryota; Metazoa; Arthropoda; Insecta; Diptera; Calliphoridae. Gene Ontology annotation, molecular function: Wnt-protein binding; Wnt receptor activity.
UUUUUUAAUUUUUCUUGCAAAACUAAAAAAACAAAUUGGCUGGCUUUAAAGGCCUACAAUUUAAUAAGCCAUGGCUUAUGAGGACAAUAAGUCAUCAGUAACAGCAACGACAGCAACAACUAUUAAUAAUUUGGCUUUAAGACUUUUCAAAUGCCAUAAAUUGUCAACUUUACAAACGUCAAAGAGCAAUCAACACAACGAGCCGGAGGUCAUUAGACGAAAUAACAGCAACAACAGCAAUCUAAAAAUACCUAAAAAUAUCAUAAAAUCUCAAAAUGUGACAAAAUGCAGUCACUUAAUUGCAACAACUAAUAAAAAGUAUUUGACACAACAAAAAAUUUCCACCAUAUUAAAACCAUUAACAACGUCAAUACCAACAACAAUAACAACAACAUUGACAACGACAUCAGCAGCAGCAGAAGCAGAAGCAGCAGCAUCGUUGUCAUCAUGUAAUGAAACAAAUUUAUCUUGUUUUUGCGUUGCCAAUAACAGCAACAGCAACACAAUCAGCAAUUCCAAUAUCACCUCCUCCGCCAAUGCCACUACAACCUACUACAAACACCACAAUACCCUCAACAAACCAACAACCAGCACCACCACCACAUCAUCAUCAUCAUGUACACCAAAAAUAAGAACAGCAGUUACAGCUUCAGCUUCAACAACACAAAUUUCUAUUACAACUUGGAGCAGCAGCAGCUACAGCAACACCUUUAACUGCACAUCGUUACGUUUCAUUAUCUUAGUUUUAUAUUUAAUUUUAACGAGCUGUGUUGGCGUUAGUUUGCAAUUAAAAAAUGUACACACAAGCUUAACAUCUGUAUCGUCAUCGUCUUCCACAUUCUUCAAUACACCUGCCACCCUACUCUUUACCACAUAUCAUGACAUACAGGUGGCCAAUAUAACCAAACCCACCGGUGGACCACAAAUAGAUGUUCUUGUCAAAGAUCUCACCGAAACGAUGGCCAUUGAUUUUUACUAUGCUAAAAAUUUAGUAUGCUGGACCGACUGUGGUCGCGAAAUAAUCGAGUGUGUUAAUGUAAAUACAACGGGACCGAUACUGAAGGCGCCCAAACAAACUGUGAUAUCAACUGGUUUAGAUAAACCUGAAGGUUUGGCCAUUGAUUGGUAUACUGAUAAAAUCUAUUGGACGGAUGGCGAGAAGAAUCGCAUUGAGGUGGCCACGCUCAAUGGUAAAUAUCAAAAAGUAUUAUUUUGGACAGAUCUGGAUCAGCCGCGAGCCAUAGCUCUAGUACCUGCAAAGAAAUUUCUAAUAUGGACGGACUGGGGUGAAUAUCCGAAAAUUGAAAGGGCCAGCAUGGAUGGUGACCCAAUGACACGUAUGACUUUGGUUAAGGACAACAUAUUCUGGCCAAAUGGUUUGACGGUGGAUUUGAAAAAUGAUUUAAUCUAUUGGGCCGAUGGUCAUUUGAGAUUCAUUGAUGUUAUGAAACUAGAUGGCAGUAAUCGUAGGAAUAUUGUCAAUAACCUGAAGUAUCCCUAUAGUUUGACCUAUUUUGAUAGCCGCCUGUACUGGACAGAUUGGGCUCAGGGUUCUUUAAAUGUUUACGAUUUAAAAUCAAAGGAAAUGAAAGAGUUAAUUGAUACUCCCGAAGCUCCCAACUCCGUACGCACUUGGGACCCUUCUCUACAACCCUAUGAGGAUAAUCCUUGUGCCCAUAACAAUGGCAACUGUAGUCAUCUUUGCUUACUUAGCACCAAUGCUCAGGGGUUUAGUUGUGUUUGUCCUACGGGAGUCAAACUAAUAUCGGAAAAUACCUGUGCCAAUGGUUCUCAAGAAAUGCUGUUCAUUGUGCAAAGAGGUCAAAUCAGCAAAAUAUCUUUGGAUUCUCCAGAUUUUACAAUAUUCCCCUUGCCCCUGGGAAAAGUUAAAUAUGCCAUAGCUAUCGACUACGAUCCAGUGGACGAGUAUAUCUACUGGUCGGAUGUGGAAGCCUACUCCAUUAAACGAGCUCAUCCUGAUGGUACCGGGGUUUCGGAUUUUGUUACCUCCGAGGUGAGACAUGCCGACGGUUUGGCUGUAGACUGGUUGGCAAGAAAUCUUUAUUGGACCGACACGGUUACAGAUCGUAUAGAAGUAUGCCGACUCGAUGGUUCGGCUCGUAAGGUUUUGGUUUACGAACAUUUAGAAGAACCUAGAGCUAUAGCUCUUGCACCCACAUUGGGUUGGAUGUUUUGGAGUGAUUGGAACGAAAAGAAACCCAAGGUGGAACGAGCCUCUUUAGAUGGUUCCGAGAGGGUGGUUUUAGUAUCAGAAGACUUGGCUUGGCCCAAUGGCAUAGCCCUGGAUAUAGAAGCUAAAACCAUUUACUGGUGUGAUGGCAAAACCGACAAAAUAGAAGUGGCCAAUAUGGAUGGCUCUGAUAGACGUGUAGUUAUAAGUGACAAUCUUAAACAUCUGUUUGGCUUAAGUCUGUUAGAUGACUAUUUGUACUGGACCGAUUGGCAAAGGAGAUCUAUAGAUCGGGCACACAAAAUUACAGGCAAUAAUCGUAUAGUGGUAGUCGACCAAUAUCCCGAUUUAAUGGGCUUGAAAGUAACCCGUCUAAGGGAGGUGAAAGGCAGUAAUGCUUGUGCUGUACGCAAUGGUGGCUGCUCUCAUUUGUGCUUAAAUCGUCCUAGCGAUUAUGUAUGCCGCUGUUCCAUAGAAUAUGAACUGGCCAAUGAUAAGAAAACGUGCGUAAUACCCGAAGCUUAUUUGCUGUUCUCCAAACAAGAGUAUAUAGGGCGAAUAUCCAUAGAGAAUAAUGAGGGCAAUCAUAAUGAUGAGAAAAUACCCUUUAAAGAUGUACGCUAUGCCCACUCGCUAGAUGUAGAUGUAGCAGAUAAGCGUAUAUAUUGGACGGAUCAAAAAUCCAAAUGUAUUUACAGAGCUUCUCUCAAUGGUUCCUAUGUACAGCGCAUAGUUGAUGCUGGUAUCAUUAGGCCUGAGGGUAUUGCAGUAGAUUGGCUGGGACAUAAUAUUUACUGGACCGAUUCGGAAGCCAGACGUAUUGAAGUUGCCCGUUUGGAUGGCAGCAGCCGUAGGGUUUUACUAUGGAAAGGUGUGGAAGAACCCAGGUCUUUGGUAUUAGAACCACGCAAAGGUUAUAUGUAUUGGACUGAGUCUCCUUCGGAUUCGAUAAGAAGAGCUGCCAUGGAUGGUUCUGAAUUGCAAACCAUAAUUUCAAGUGCAAAUCAUGCAACAGGCUUAACAUUGGAUCCGGAAACUAGACGCCUGUACUGGGCCACUCAGUCACGUCCUACUAAAAUCGAAUCAGCUGAUUGGGAUGGCAAAAAACGACAGGUUUUGGUGAGCACUGAUGUUGACGAACCCUAUGCUGUAUCGCUGUAUCAAGACUAUGUAUAUUGGAGUGACUGGAAUACGGGAGAUAUUGAGAGGGUACACAAAAUAACAGGACAAAAUCGCAGUUUAGUGCACAGCGGCAUGACCUAUAUCAGUUCCUUGGUAGUAUUCUACAGUCAACGGCAAGUUGGCACCAAUCCCUGUAAAGUUAACAAUGGUGGCUGUUCUCAUUUGUGUUUGGCUUUGCCGAAUAGACGCGGCAUGACCUGUGCUUGUCCCACCCACUAUACUCUGGCCAAAGAUAAUGUUUCAUGUAUACCACCCAAGAAUUACAUUAUCUUCAGUCAACGCAACAGUUUCGGUCGCUUAAUGCCAAAUACCACGGAUUGCCCCAAUGUGCCACUGCCAGUAACAGGAAAAAACAUCAGAGCUGUGGAAUACGAUCCCAUUACUCAUUUUGUUUAUUGGGUUGAAGGUCGUAGUCAUAGUAUUAAAAGAGCCUUAGUAAAUGGCACCCGUGCCUCUGUACUAGUGGGUUCUGGUUCACAACCUUUUGAUAUUGCCAUUGAUGUUAUCGGACGUCUACUAUUUUGGACCUGUUCUCAUUCGAACAGUAUUAAUGUUACCAGCUUUGCUGGAGAUUCAAUUGGUGUCAUAGAUACAGGAGAUUCAGAAAAGCCUCGCAAUAUCGCGGUACAUUCCAUGAAACGUUUACUGUUUUGGACGGAUGUUGGCAGUAAACAGGCCAUAAUACGUUCGCGAGUAGAUGGUGCUGAACGUGUGGUAUUAGCUUUUAAGCUGGAAGGUGUUACCGCCUUGGCAGUGGACCAACAAAUUGAUAUGAUUUAUUAUGCCCAUGGCAAACGUAUUGAUACUAUGGACAUAAACGGAAAAAAUAAGAAAAUUUUAGUCUCCACCCACAUUUCCCAAGUUAUAUCCAUAGCCGCCCUGCAGGGUUUCGUUUACUGGCUAGAUGACAAAACCGGCGUUGAAAGAAUCACCAUUAAUGGCGAGGGAAGACGCGCUGAAAUGCAGCGUAUGCCACAAAUUACCGAUAUUGUUGCUGUAUGGACACCCGAAUCCAAAUUGUUUAGAAAUCACACUUGCCUGCAUGCCCGCACCAAGUGCUCACAUAUUUGUAUUGCCUCGGCCGAAGGCAGAAGUCGGGAGGUAUGCUCUUGCCCCAAGAACUUAAUGCUAUUGGAAGAUGAACAAAAUUGUGGUGCUUUACCGGCUUGUGGCCCGGAUCAUUUCACUUGCGCUGCUCCGGUAGCGGGCAGUGGUGCCAAUAGUGAUAUGAAUAAAGAUUGUAUACCAGCCUCAUGGCGUUGUGAUGGUCAAAAUGAUUGUCCCGAUAAAUCCGAUGAAGUGGGUUGUCCCUCAUGCCGGCCGGAUCAAUUCAGUUGCCAGUCGGGUGAAUGUAUAGACAAGGCUUUGGUGUGUGAUGGCACCACAAAUUGUGCCAAUGGCCAUGAUGAGGCUGAUUGUUGCAAACGGCCGGGAGAGUUUCAAUGUCCCAUUAAUAAGCUUUGCAUAUCUGCUGCUUUACUGUGUGAUGGCUGGGAUCAUUGUGCCGAUGGCGCUGAUGAAUCAGCUGAUAUUUGUUCUCAGGCCAAUACUAGGCGCAUGGCGCCUUCUUCUGAUAAAAAAGCAUUUAUGAUUUUAAUUGUGGCCACCAUGAUCACUAUAUUUUCCAUAGUAUAUUUAUUGCAAUUUUGUCGCACACGCAUUGGUAAAAAUCGUAACGAACCCAAAGACGAUCAGGCUUCUGAUCCCCUAAGCCCAUCGACUCUCAGCAAAUCACAGCGUGUCUCGAAAAUCGCUUCUGUAGCAGAUGCAGUACGCAUGUCAACUUUGAAUUCCCGCACCAGCAUGAAUUCCUAUGAUCGUAAUCACAUAACAGGAGCCUCAAGUUCUACCACUAAUGGUUCCAGCAUGGUAGCAUAUCCCAUCAAUCCACCACCUUCGCCGGCCACACGUUCUAGGCGACCCUAUCGUCAUUAUAAAAUCAUUAAUCAGCCACCACCUCCCACACCCUGCUCCACCGAUAUUUGUGAUGAAUCCGACUCAAACUAUACCAGCAAAUCGAAUAGCAACAACAGUAAUGGCAAUACAAAACUGUCAUCAUCAUCGGCCAAUGCCAAUUCCUGCCUACAAUAUGGCUAUGACAGUGAACCCUAUCCACCACCACCCACACCACGUUCUCACUAUCACAGUGAUGUUAGAAUAUUGCCAGAAUCUUCAUGUCCUCCCUCACCUAGCUCUAGGUCAUCAACAUACUUUUCGCCACUGCCACCACCUCCCUCACCUGUACAAUCACCUAGUCGAGGUUUCACGUAACAGUUUGAAAUUUUCAUGUAAAUUGUUUUAUUUUAAGUAUGUUUUUUUUCCUUUAACUUUAAAACUAUUAUGCUUCCAUGUUUCGUAAGAGAAAUCAAAAACACAACAUCCUCCCCCUCCCCCAUUUAGUUUUGUUGUAAAUAGUUUAACGAAAUUAACAACAAGUAUUAAACUUUAUUUUAUAAAUUUAAUAUUGUAUAUAAAAUAUUGAAUUCUUUAACAAAAAAUAAGAAUUAAAAAAAAACACACAAUGUUGUAAAAUAAUAACUAAACAAACAUAUCCAUUUGAAGAAUAACAAAUAAUUUAUAGUUUUGAGGCCACUUUCUUAAACAACCCAACCCAAAACAUAAAUCCUCUUCAAACAACGAAUGAUAAAAUGAAAUUUAGACAAAAAUAAAGAUUAAAAAUAAUGUAAGCUCGGCAAUUAAAUAAAUUUAAAACAAAAUAUUUCAAGUGUCUCAAAAGUUUGAAAAAUUAUAACCAAAACGAAUUUGUAAAACGAUUAAAUUUAUAAUUUUAAAUUCAAAUUUCAAUUUCCCCAUACUGUGUAUGCAGUGUUAGUGUUAAUUAUACAUUUUAAAUCAAACUAAAGGCCAUUGGAUUGUAAUGAAAAAAGCAACAUUUAUAUUAAUAGACUGCAUGUUUUACAUUUAAUUUAAUGAGUAUAUAGUAGGAACGAAAACAAAUAAAACGGGAUUAAUUAAAAUAUUAUGUAAAAAAAAAAAA